Molecule: messenger RNA, 2384 nt
Organism: Amoebophrya sp. A25
Lineage: Eukaryota; Dinophyceae; Syndiniales; Amoebophryaceae
Source: the annotation of a GenBank genome assembly
AGUAUUGAUCAUAGUACUGUAGAAUCUGGUUUUUUAUAAGUUCUCCUCGCACCAGGAGAAGAUUCUACUAGAAGAUCAAGAUUGUAUACAAGCACUCAACUACGAUUAUAUACAAGCACUCAACUACACAAGCAAAAAUGGAACCAACGCCCGCUUCUAGCGGUUCUUCUGGAUCUGAAGAGGACCAUCAGCCGCAAACGAAGACGAACAAAAAAGCCAAUGUACGUCAUGCAGAGAAGACGCGCAAGUUUUCCACCUGCGCCUUCGCAGAUCGGGUUUGCGAUUGCGUCGUGGAUGCGUGGCGUCGCGACAGCAGUUUACUAGCAGAACGAGCUAAAGCUAAACAAGCUAACACCGAAGCAGGAGAGCACCACACAGGACAACAGAAUCAGACUGUGCUAGCAGGAUUUGUCGCAUUUGACCGAACGCGGAAUGAAAUGCAGUGCCUCUCAUGGGCGACGGGAACGAAGUUUCUGACCUAUGCACAUGAAGAGCUUCGCGAGGAAGUUUGUCUUCAGAGGAGUUUCGUAGUGGACAUGCAUGCAGAAGUAUUGGCAAAGAAAGCCUUGGUGUUGUCGUUGCAGAAGCAGUGUGAUGCAGCCACAGCAAACGCGAACACAAGCAGUUAUAAUUCUUCUCAACGUUUACUCCAGAAACUUAUCUCUUCUUCCGAAAGGGCCAGUAUUUCCACUUCUUCCACUUCGUCCCUGGUCUCUCCUUAUGUGUCUAAUCCUGAAGCUCCUUCUCGUCAGAGAAAUACGCCUGACGUUGUCGAUGAGGAAGCUUCUCAUCUCCCUAUUGAACAGGAAGUAUCUCUGCAUAUGUACGUUUCCUCAGCUCCUUGUGGGGACGCCUGUGUCCGCAAGUGGGCCAAAGGCGGCUUGGGUCCUGUCUUCCCAGAAAUGCCGGAUUCAAAGUGGCCUGUGUUGGGAAAAGAUAUCCAUCGACCGCCAUUCCAUUAUUUCGCGAAGAAGGAAGGUCAGGGAAGAUUUUUGCAGAAAGGGUCUGUAGUUGUAGUACCUGGAAGUAGAGAACAAAAUAAGGGUUCAGCAGCGUCAUCUUCUGCAGAUGGGCAUGGACGAGACACAAGAAAUAAGCCCUCUUCUAGUACACGAGGCGAAGACCUCCACGUAGGCCUUGCUGUGCAGCCUUGGCAACCAAGGGCCCAACGAACGCCGUUGAGCUGCAGUGAUAAGAUUCUGAAAUGGCAGGCCUGCGGAUUCCAAGGAAGCUAUUUGUCGACGAACUCCUUGAGUCCCCUGCGCUUGUCGACUCUGACGGUAGGUCGGAAGUUCACAGAUGCGCAUAUGAGUCGCGCUGUCUGGGAAAGGUAUACGGACCUGUAUAGUCAGAAGAAAAGUACAAAUACGAAGAAGGAUGCGAAGAAGACGAAGAAAAUCGAGGUAAAUAAGACGCCAUCCUCAAGUGCUGCUGACGCAAACAGGAAACCGAGUGAAUCUGAGGGAAAGACCUUGGGUGAAGUAGAUGCUAUCAUGGAGACUCCGAGCCGAAAGCGAGUGGGUUCGUCUCCAGUAGAUGGACACGUGGAGAGUCCAAAGCGGACUAGGCCAGUGAGGCUACCUUCUUUGGAAGCGAAAGUGGGACAAGUAGAACAUGACCACUUUAACGGCACCAAGGCAUCACUUUCGUCAUAUUCACGACCUGUAGCGCAAGCAGAAGGGAGCAGCGCGUCAUCUUCCAACAGUCGUGCCUAUGAAAAAGUUGGCAAGGAAAAAGUGAAACACAAAGAAGAAGUUGAAGAUCAUAGAGAAGAUACCUCCGAUGAAAAAUUCAAGAUGCCUACAUGUAUGGUGACAUCAAGGAAGUUGGACGAUGCUGUGUACGAGGAUGGCGAAGGAAGUAAUUUUUCAGAUCCAAGAUGCGAAUGGUGGUGCGAGGGCUUAGAAACGCCUGAGAUUAUAGAUGGGAGAACGGGUCGGCCUAUGGACAUGUCUACGACGACUGUGCCUGAGGUGGGAGCAGAUCGUGAUCGGAGCACUGGAAGCAGAUCUCACGACCCACUUGCUUCAGGUUCAGUACCAUACUCGAGGACAACCGCAGCGUCUCGCUUACUUACCUUACGUAAGUGCACACCCAAAUCAGAGGACUGCGCCGCGGAAGAGUUGUCUGAAUAUGCUGAUGCAAAAUCGCGCGUCUAUUUGUAUUUCGCAGGUUUGCAAGGUGGAAGAUGGAAACUAAUAGACCCAGAGGACUUGAUUGAGUAUGCUGACGCGAAAGCGCGCGGAUAUUUGUCUUUCGCACCAGGAUUGGUAGGUGAACGCUUGUACAAAUUGGUUAGACAAAAAAUGUGAAAGACUCGAACCUUGAUCCCCAUUAUUAUUUUCGUUUUCGGCUUAUGUAAGAAAAAGCCAUUUCCCGCAUGC